This is a messenger RNA of Cucurbita maxima (winter squash), 784 nucleotides long. Its product is annotated as heavy metal-associated isoprenylated plant protein 32-like. Lineage: Eukaryota; Viridiplantae; Streptophyta; Magnoliopsida; Cucurbitales; Cucurbitaceae. Gene Ontology annotation, molecular function: metal ion binding. The record is from RefSeq and is a predicted model, not a curated record. The coding region runs from base 161 to 769 and encodes 202 amino acids. The transcript has 5 exons.
UUUUCCCUCUCCCUUCUCAAGAUUCUUACUUUCUCUGCAUUUUCUUGGUUGAGUUCCAAGAGGUUCACGAACUACAAACAGCAGAAAACCCGAUUAACAUUUCCCAGAUCCGUUCUUCUCUGUUUUUUCCUUUCUGUCUCUGUUUGUUUGACUUGAAGAUAUGAGUAAAGAAGAGUUUCUGAAGAUCCAGAAAUGUGUGUUGAAGGUCAAUAUUCACUGCGAUGGAUGUAAGCAAAAGGUGAAGAAAAUCUUGCAGAAAAUCGAUGGGGUUUUCACUACCGAGAUAGAUGCAGAACAGGGGAAGGUUACAGUCACUGGAAAUGUCGACGCCGCCGUACUCAUCAAGAAGCUGUCUAAAUCCGGCAAACAUGCAGAGAUUUGGGGCGGGCAACCGGCGAACAACAACAAGAAUCAGCAGAACAACAUAGCUAAUCAGAUGAAAAACAUGCAAAUUGACAAUGCCAAAGGGGGGAACAACAAGGGUCAGAACCAGAAGGGUGCGGCUGCUAAUGGAGGAAACAACCAGCCGAAAGGCGGCGGACAGGGACAGGGGCUGCCACCAGUGCAGCUUCAGCAGCUACAACAGAUGAAAGGGUUUCAAGAUCUGAAGCUUCCACCCCAAUUUAAGGGGUUGAAACUGCCUGUUAAAGAUCAAAACGCGAAUCUUCCCAAGGGUGGGAAGUUUAAUUUGCACGAAGGUGAUGACCUGAGCGAUGAGAAUGAUGAGGAUGAUUAUGACGAUGAGGAUGAUUAUGAUGAUGAAAGGUGAUGACCUGAGCGAUGA